AUGUCUGCUGCUGUCGAUCUGCGCUCCGUCAUCGCGCUGUGCUGGCAAGUAGUGGCAAAGAACUCCCACACCCAUGACACUGUGCCGCUGGGCGUUCUGGGCGACUCCGCCCUGCGCCUGGCCUACACCGAGCCGCGCCUGGACAGCGACGUGCGGCGCAAGCUGGGCGACCUCGUCCCCCACAUCUUCAAGCGAGACUACUCCUUUGGCAGAAGAUGGUGGCCCAAGGUGGUCGAGACGGCGCUCCAGCAGGACAAGUGGUAUACCACGACCACCAGCUCCACCACCACCACCUUCGACGACGGCGCGACCCGCCAGCAGCGCCACGCCGAGCUCGAGGAGAUCACGAUCGGCUUACUCGCGCAGCUGCUACCGAUCGCCUUCUUCGAGGUUGGCAGCGCCAUGCUCGAUACGCAGAUCGCGCCAACCCUCAUCUCUGCCUUGGCCGCCGACAAGCCACCCAAGCAGCAGCCGGGCUCGGAUCGACUUUUUCCUCUUGACGACUUUGCGCCGAGCCUGCUCGAGGUCUUGAUGGGGCUCAGUGAAGCAGCCGAGUACUCAGUGCUCGACUCGGCCAUCACGAGCGUGCGGGAGAUCUCGGAACAAUUCUCAACCGAAAUGCUUGGCCCGUACCUCGAUUUGAUGCUGCAAUUCACGGCAGCCACCACGCUGCCGAACGUUGUGCGCAGCACGGCCUUUGAUGCAAUCGUAGCCGUGUCUUCACCCACGCUGCGGGAGAUGACUGAUUUCGUUCGAAAGACGUUCAGCGUAGCUUUCCAGAUCUACCUUGAGGUGGAUGAAGAGAGCAAGGUCUGGUCUCUCGACGAAUUGGAGGAAGAAGAAGCAGAAGAGGAGGAGAAGGAAGAGGAAGAGGAAGAAGAGGAGGUAGUGGAAGCCAUGGCUGAGAGGGAAGAGGAGGAGGAAGAGGAGGAGGAGGAAGAGAAAGAGGAGGAGGAGGAGGAGGAGGGCGAAGGCGGCGACCGGGGCUCCCGACGAAGACGUGUGAAGAAGCAGCAAGAGGAGCAGCUGCUUGAGGCAGGCGAUGAUCAACCCAAUGGCAAUGGGGUGAAGUCGCGGGAUCAGGUGACGGAACUAAAUUGGGACGACGGACCUGAGCGCGUGGUUGAGCGCGCGUCCACCUUCGCACGAAUCGUGGGGAGCAAGAUCUCUGUGCCAAUCUGCAUGAAGUGGGUGGAUCUGUUCAUCCGCAGCGAGGACUGGAAGUACCGCUACGCGGCGCUCAUGAGCUUGACCACCAUCCUCGAGACCUGCGCGCCACUCCCCUGCCACUCGACCAAGUCCGCCACACCAACGGAUGACUCGGCCGACAACCGCGAAGCCUCCACAACCUGGGGCCGCACCUCGGGCUACAUCACGCAUUUGAUCAUGAGUCGAAUGCAGGACCCGCAUCCCCGCGAUUCGGACCUUGCAGCGCCGUACCAUGGCCUCAUCGUCCCGGCUCUGAACGCCGGCAUACUCGACGUCAACUCCCACGUGCAGGAACGAGCCUGCUCUGCACUGGGGAGUGUAUUCGAGGAUGAGCUGUCGGACAUGCUGGACCUCUACGAUGAGCCCGAGCGCGAACGCAUCACUAGGCUGUGUUACGAGCUACUGGACAACCUGUUGGACCUGACGCAGAGCGAGAGCAAGGAAAUCAAACAGGCGGCCUUCAUGGCCGUCGCUCUCAUGUCUGAUUCGCUCAAGGAGAAGUUCGCCAAGUAUUAUGAGCGCUUUGCGCCGGCGUGCCUGGAAAUCCUGCGACGAAAACAGCCAGUGGCUGGGCGAAACAGAGAGCUUGCCGGCCGCGCCCUGGAAUGCCUCACGCAGAUGGCCGUAUCAGUGGGUUUGGAGACGAGCAGAUCAUACACCGAGGAGGUGCUCGAGAUCCUACGCUCCUGGACGCCCUUUGCCCAGCAGCUGCGCACCCAGUCGUCAACGUAUGUGAUGGCCGCAAUCGGCCGCAUGGUCGAGUCCCUGAAGCUCGGCUUCCUCCCCCACUUGGACUUCUUCUUCGGUCACCUCGAGCAAGCCAUUUUGACUGGUCCCACCCUGGUGGAGGAUGACGUGGCCGUUUGGCAAAGGCAGUUCAGCAUCAACGUGGACGAGAUUGAAGCCAAACGCGGCGCCAUCAACGCGCUCCACUCUAUCCUGCGCGAAUUGUCCCAUACCGAAGAGGGCGCGCUUGGCUUAUUCCCCUAUGCCGAGCGCACGGCAAAGGCGCUGGCGGAGGUGUUCCUACAUUCUCUCGAUGACCAGGCUUGCAUUAAUGCAGCCCCCUGUUUCCCACUGCUCGUCACCAUCAACCAACAGGUCCUCAAAUGGCAAAAGAAUAAUAGUGAAGGCGGUGACGAUGACCAAACGGAAGCGAAGAAGCGAAAGAGAAUGGCAGACUCGCCGUUCAACACUGAAGACCAGGCAGGCGAACAUCACGUCAAAGACGCCGACCUGUUUAGGGCGAGGACCCUUCGCGAGCAGGACUUGGCGUACCUGAUCGGCCACAUCUGGAGCUGGUUCCUCAGGGCGAUCGAGGCGGCGGCCGAAGGCGAAGUGAUCAGUGCGUUCCUGAACAGCAUGGCUUCGUGUUUGGACCGCGUGGGUGGCGAGUGCCUGCAGGCGAACAACAUCCGUAGCACGUUCGAGACCGUUUUCGAGUGCGUGCGCUCGUCGGAGACCCAGCUGCGACUAUUGCAGGAAGAAGCGGGAGACGAAGAGGAAUACAUCGCCACCGAGGAAAAGUACGACGCUGCACAAGCCGUCCAGGCCAGUAUUGAUCUCGCCAACCGUGCUCAGAGCAAGGCAGCGCGCACCACGGCUCUGUAUGUGCUGGCUGACUGCAUCGAAUACCUCCCGGGCGUAAAGGAGGUAUGA
Molecule: messenger RNA, 2868 nt
Organism: Acanthamoeba castellanii str. Neff
Lineage: Eukaryota; Discosea; Longamoebia; Acanthamoebidae
Product: HEAT repeat-containing protein
Exons: 19
Coding region: 1-2868 (955 amino acids)
Biological process (GO): protein import into nucleus
Cellular component (GO): nucleus; cytoplasm
Molecular function (GO): nuclear import signal receptor activity
Source: RefSeq, a predicted model, not a curated record